AUGGUACAGUCUUCAGGGCAGCUGGACACAGGUUUUGCGAUUCCGACAUCUGCACUCAUUCCGGCAAAUGGAGCGGCGACUUGCCUGCUGGUGUGUGAUCGGCUUUGCGAGGACCUGGUGGGCGAGCGCCUGGUGCCCACCAUGAAGGCCGGCCUCGAGGCGGCGAGGCGCCAGUUCUCGCAGGUUCUUUGCCUGCCAGGGCGCGCCGAGCUCAUCUGCGCGCCUUUAGAGCUGCGGUGCUCUGAAUGCCUGGGCAUCGAUGUGUCGAAGGCGAACUCCCUCCGCUUCUCUGCUCGGGCCAUGGACGCUCCGGCACCUGGGGCACAGCCCUGGAAGUGCCAGCUGCUCCUCAAUCCUGUCUGGCUGGG
Symbiodinium natans is the source of this 368-nucleotide messenger RNA. Lineage: Eukaryota; Dinophyceae; Suessiales; Symbiodiniaceae. The record is from the annotation of a GenBank genome assembly.